Molecule: messenger RNA, 5417 nt
Organism: Colossoma macropomum (tambaqui)
Lineage: Eukaryota; Metazoa; Chordata; Actinopteri; Characiformes; Serrasalmidae
Gene: dym
Product: dymeclin
Exons: 17
Coding region: 241-2253 (670 amino acids)
Biological process (GO): Golgi organization
Cellular component (GO): Golgi apparatus
Source: RefSeq, a predicted model, not a curated record
GUCAUCCGCGACGUGCAUACGUGUUCGGCAGAAGCUCUGAUGCUAACAGGCUAACCAGAUACAUUCCGCACUGCGCUGUUAUUAAACCCGCCGUCCUUUUCUCCCGUUUAGCGUUUGAAAUACACGAAAGGCUCGGCUCGCGGGAUCGUGUUCAUAAGCGCUCUCAGAGCUGACAUUCAUCAGGGUUUGGAGCAGUGGGUGAUGAGGCUCUGAAGAAGCCUGGUGUGGUUGCCUGGGGCGAUGGGUGCCAACACCAGUCAGGUGAGCGACCUGUCGGAGAGUCAGAGCAUCCGCACUCUGAUUGGUCCAGAGUCAAUCUCGGAGAACGAGCCCUUCUGGAACCAGCUCAUCUCCUUCACCUUCACCAGCCCCACCUGCAGUGCUGAUGCUAAACUCUUGGAGGAGGCCGUGGUUCCCUUUGCCAAAACCCUAAUUGAGAACAACCCCAGGUCAGGGAAUUUCGGAGCUCUGGUGAGAGUUUUCCUGGGACGAACCAAAGAGCUGAAGAUCUCCACUGAAUGCCAAGAUCAGUUGUUCAUCUGGCAGGCCCAUAAUGCCCUCUUUCUUGUGCGAUGUCUGCUGAAAGUCUUCAUCAGGGAGAUGAGCGAGGAGGAGCUGCACUUACAGUUCUCCUACCAGGCGAGGGCGCCAGGCACCUAUGAGUCAAACAGUGAAGAUCUCCUGGAGGAGCUGGUCUGUAACUUGGUGCAUCUCAUCGUGGAGGUGCCUCUGCUGGACAUCACCUACAACAUCCUGUUUGAGGCCGUUACCACCCUCCUCGUCCUGCUGUCCUAUCAGCUCUUCCAGAAGGACAUUCUGAGGGAGGGGCUUAUCUACCGGUGCUUGACCAGGGGGCGAUGUCUGGCUCUAACGAGUCGUUUGGUGAAGACCCUGCUGUAUAACUUCAUCCGGCAGGAGAAGUGUCCUCCUGCUGCACAUCUCUUCCAAGCGGAGGCAGACGGAGGUGGGCUGCUGUACGGCCUGGCGUCAGGGGUGGCCAGUGGACUGUGGAGCGUGUUCACGUUGGGAGGAGCUGGGAGUAAAUCUGGAGUGGACCAGGAACAGAACCCACUACCCUUGUCCAAUCAGAGCCUUUUAUUGCUGCUGGUCUUGGCCAAUCUGACAGAUGGACCGGACUGUCCAAACCCUUACAAGCAAGCUGUCACCUGCUUUAAAAAUACACAAGAUACGUCGUCCAUCCCAUCUCCACAGCCGCACACGUUCCAGAUUAAUUUUAACAGCCUGUACACGGCGCUUUGUGAGCAGCAGCGGUCUGAUCAGGCCACUCUUCUGCUCUACACGUUACUGCACCAAAACCCCAACAUGAAGACUUACAUGCUCUCUAGAACAGACAUGGAGAACCUGGUGAUGCCAAUUCUGGAGAUACUCUAUCAUGUAGAAGACAGAAAUUCCCACCAUGUUUACAUGGCCCUGAUCAUCCUCCUCAUCCUCACUGAGGACGACACGUUCAACCGCUCCAUACACGAAGUGAUGCUGAAGAAUAUAAGCUGGUAUACAGAGCGAGCUUUAACAGAGAUUUCUUUGGGCAGUCUGUUAAUCCUGGUGGUCAUUCGCACUAUUCAGUUCAACAUGACCAGGACCAGGGAUAAGUACCUGCACACAAACUGCUUAGCAGCUCUGGCCAACAUGUCAGCCCAGUUCCGCUGCCUGCACCAGUACGCCGCCCAGCGCAUCAUCAGCCUGUUUGCCCUGCUGUCAAAGAAGCACAAUAAGGUUCUGGAGCAGGCCACGCAGUCUCUGCAGAGGCCGCUGGGAGCAGACGAUAACGCGGCCCUCCCAGACUAUGCGCAGGAUCUGAGUGUGAUAGAGGAAGUGAUCCGGAUGCUGCUGGAGAUUAUUAACUCCUGUCUGAGCAACUCCCUCCAUCACAACCCCAACCUGGUGUACGCUCUGCUCUAUAAGAGGGAGCUGUUCGAGCAGUUCCGCUCACAUCCCUGCUUCCAGGACAUCAUGCAGAACCUCGACACGGUGAUUGGUUUCUUCAGUCAGCGGCUGGAGCAGGCAGGAACGGACCUUUCAGUGGAAAGAGUUCAAGAGGUCAUCAAGAAAGGAGCGGUGGCACUGCCUAAGGACCGCCUGAAGAAGUUUCCAGAGCUGAAGUUUAAGUAUGUGGAGGAAGACCAGCCUGAAGAUUUCUUCAUCCCUUACGUGUGGUCUUUGGUCUUUAACUCUGCAGUAGGGCUCUAUUGGAAUUCUCAGGGAAUCGAGCUGUUCAGCAUGGACUCGCCCUGAGAGAGAGAGAGAGAGAGAGAGUGUGUGAGUGAGCGUGUGGGUGAGUGUGCGGGUGUGUACGGGGUCGAUCGAGGGUUUAAAUGGGUGUUGGUAAGUUUAUCGUCGUUCGAGCGUCUAAUAUGACCCUUAGAUGCUGUAGAUUUGAGCGAGCGAGCGUGUGUGGGCUCACGUCUGCAUCGUUUUUGAUCGUCCACGGCUUUGGAACGUCCGGUGGAAGUGCCUCUAUUGUGACUGGUGAGUGAUGAGAUGUUAUUGUGGGACUUCCCCCCCCAACCCCCCCACACACUUUUCAGCUUCCUCAUAUCGGACCCCUGGGCUUCCAUUAUCUCUGACUUCACCAUCCAACCUCAUCACACGGUCUAAAGGGCAUGUCAAUCAAAACCGCGCUCGGCCGCUGGAUGAACGGUCACUACGGCGCAGCAGUGCUGAAUUCUGGGUUACGGCACAGUUCCUGUUGCAGAGCAUGGUCACAGCUUGUUUACUGUUAUUUGAAAAAAGCUCUUUUUAUUUCUCUGAUUAUAAUGUGAUCUUUUGUUUGUGUUUUUUUUUUUUGUUGUUUUCUCGAGGGUGUCAUGGGUCAGUUAUAGCAGGUCAGGAAAGACAGAGGGAUUCCAAAAAUAAAUAACCUAACAAACAGAGCUUUGGUCCAUUUUAUUCAUCAAAUUUAAGUUUUGUCCUCAGUCACCGUCUUUUUUCACUCACAAUAGGUUUAUUUCAUUGGAUGGGAAUAUGAAGAAGCUUCAUCCUUCAACCAUAAAAAUUUUUUUUUUUUUCUCCAUCUCUGUUUCUGACAGCAGUAUUUCGUUGACGUAUUAUGUUGAAACCAUCACAAAAUAUGGGUGUUUUUCUCUCUGAAUUUCAGCUACUGUAUUGAAACAACGGCCUCACUUUAUUUGGAUAGUCCAAUAUAGAUUCUCUGUAGAUCUACCUAUGUUCAAAUUGUUAACUAACUGCUGAAACUUUUUUUCUAAACAGUGGUGGGAUUAGGGCUAGGACCAGUGUGAGGGUUGGGUUUAGGUAUUGGGUUGAGAUUAAAGUUAGGGUUAGGAUUAAAGCCAGAUUUAGAGUUAAAGAAAAUUAUGGUCAGUUUAGUAGAUAUUUAGUUGAAUGUAACCUAAAAGUAAAUGAAGUAUCUACAAAGCAUUUAAAGUGGACUAUCCAAAUAAAGUGUUAGCAAAACAGUUAUUUGUUUCCUCAAGAUUUUGACGUCUCAUCUUAAAAUUUGACUCUGAAUUCAAAAUAAUUAUUUCAUUCUCAAAAUUAUGACUCAUAUCUUAAUUAUGACUUAUCUCUUUUUUUUAAUUUGCAAGGCCAAACAUAGUACAUUGAAAUAAUGAGCUGUUGAGAGUGAAGGUAUUUAUUUUCAGAUUAUAAAUCAUUGUUUUGAGACCAAAUUCUAGAAAUUCUCAAAUAUUGUGAAAAUAAGUCAAAAGUUUGACAUACUGCUGUCAGCAACUGAGAAAAACAGACCUCUUAUGUUUUUUUUUUUCUCUGAUUAGUAGAAUUAAUUGGGCUUCCAUAUUAUUCUCCUGAACUGACCGUUAUCCCGAAAUACAAUUCUGAUCACACUAGUUUAUCACAUAUCAUUAAACACGUUAAGUACAAUCGUGAUCUUUUUAUUAUUGUCUUUUUGUGGUUUUCUUGGAUACGUUUUAAAGAUUUAUUUAUUUAUUGGUAUAAAUGGUUUUUUUUCCCAAACUGUUCAGCAUCCCAGCGUAAACAUAAACCAAAUUUCUUUUUUAGAUACAUAUACAUAUAUACGUAUAAAAUACAAUCUAAAGAAAGUCUCCAUGUGGGUUCCAUCCUGCGUGAUCCAUGUAGUGCACAGAUACAAAAUGUAUGUACAUUCACAUAUAAACAAAUGUGAGCAGCAUGUUUGUUGCAUAAAUUUUAUUUUUCCUUCAGGCAAAUACAGAAAGGUUUUUUUCUAUUUUCUCAUUUGCCUUCUUAUCUCAUAAUCACAUAGAAUCUGGCCUGUAUAGUUAGAAUGUAUAAUGUAUGCGUUUUAGUGUGAUUGGCUCAGUGAGGCUUUUUGUUACCUGAUCUUUUUUUUUGGAAACUUACUUUUCAAUACAUCACUGUUACAGCACUUAUCAAUAAAACUGCCCUUUCUCAUUUGGUCACCACUGACCGUAGGUCCUUCUUUUCUUUCUUCUUUGGCCUUACACUGCAGGACAUGAUAUCUUGGCAAGUGAAAGCUUCUUUAAUGUAUGCGAUAUAUGCGAUAUGUCUAAUUUUGAGAUUGCUGUAAGAAUAUUAUAAGAUUAUUCCUGGGCAUUUUUACUUAAGAGACAUUUUUCAUUAAUAUGAUUUAAUCUAGUUCCCUUUAGGUUUCUGGGUGUUCAGCUUCUAUGCUAAUGACCACUGCUCUUUUUGGUAGGGGCUGUGGUCACUGUGCUGUGGUGGAGAGCUCAACAAUGGCUGCAGCAGAGCAGAGUACAGAAAGACCACUUGUUCAACUUUUUAAGCUUGUUUAUGCUAAAAGACCACAAAUACGGUCAUAAAAUUAGCCAAAAAUGUCAAUACACAGCAAAGUUUAAUAUAGAAACUUCAUAAUUCGCUUUAUGAGCAGCUUUUGUGUAUCUGUUUGCUACUGCUAAGAAAAUGCUGAUUAAUACAAGCCUUUUAAUGGCAAUUUCAUUGUUAUGGAUGAAGCUAACGGUGGUGUAUAUUUACAUUUUAUUGCAAUUUAAAUACAGAUACUUAUCGCUUAUAGCAAACAUUCAAGUAACAUUCUUUUCCUUAAAUGUUCCAGUUUGAAUGCUGACUCAGUGAAGCCUGUCUGAAUAUUAUUGGCACCUGUUAGCUUAGCUAUAUGCUAAUCUUACUUAUUAUAGUCUUUUUAUCAGAGAUGUCUGUAUGCAGAUAUGAUGGUGAAAGUAUGAAGGCUAGAUGAGUGGCCAUUCAGUGGGUAUUCAGACGCUACAGUGAACAGCCUGUAGAAUCACACACUUUCUGUAAAAAUUAAAUGACCCUAAAAGGCAGAGACUUCACGGUUCACAAGAUCUUGGAUGGCUGAUACAAUAACGUAACAUAUACGCCAAUCAGGCAUAACAUUAUGGUCCUUGUUUCUACGCUCAUUGUCCAUUUUAUCAGCUCCACUUACUAUAUAGGUGCACUUUGUAGUUCUACAGUUACAGACUGUAGUCCAUCUGUUUCUCUGC